GGUGUAGACGUUAGUGAAACACAAGUGGAGGAGACCUUCUCAAUGACAGGAACAACAAAUGGAGUUUUCGACUAUCAGUGACUAAAACUCAACCAGUCUGUUUGCGAAGAGAAAUCAUAUCCCUGAAAUAAAAGUGAAGUUAUAUGGACAAGUACUUGAACAAGUUAAAGAUAUAAGAUAUCUAGGAAUAUGGAUGGAUUCCAGGUUGACUUUUAAGAUGCAAAUACUGAAUCCAGUGGUGGCGGCAAUACACAUAAGUUGGCUUGUCAACCGCCAUUAAAUCGUACAACAAGAAGAAGAAGAAGAAGAAGACGGAAAAGGAAGUUGCGCCAUUACGUGAUCGUGCGUUGAGCAGAAAGUGAUCACAGAUGCCGCUCAGCGAUUACAUGAUAAACAUUUAAAACAGCGACGGUGAAGUUGUGACAGCGGUCAUGAGGAGGAGUAAAGCAGAAGUGGAUCGAUAUGUUUCUUCAGUUCAGAGCGCCUCUCCCUCUCAGAAACAGAAGUCAGGGAAAGGGUUUCUGUUUGCCAAACUAUACUUUGAGGCUAAAGAAUAUGAACUUGCUAAAAGGCAUGUUUCGGAGUAUUUGACCGUACAGCCGAAGGAUCCUAAAGCACACAAGUUCCUCGGGCAGCUGUUCGAGCGUGACGGUGAAACGGACAAAGCUGUGGGAUGUUACAAGCGUUCGGUGGAUCUGAAUCCGACUCAGUCAGACCUGGUUCUGAAGGUGGCGGAGCUGCUGUGUGGGAAACCGGAGCCUGACAGCCGGGCCGAGUUCUGGGUGGAGAAAGCUGCCAAGCUCCUGCCGGGAAAUCCCGCCGUCUUCAAUCUGAGGGAGAAGCUUCUGAGCACACGAGGACAGAAUGGCUCCAACCAGCUGUACGAGCUGCUUCAGUCGGAGCUCCAGCUGCGGCCCGACGACACCUACAUCAACCACAAGCUGGUGCGUCUGUACAGCGCAGACGGCCGGCACGAGGAGGCGCUGAAGCACUGUCUCGUGGUGGAGAAGACUGGCCUUCUGAGGGACCGUCUGGAGUGGUACGAGCUUCUGGUCAGCACCCUUCAGGAGUAUCUCUGCCAGCCGAGCGUGGCGUCGAACGAGCAGGCGUCGCGCAAGCUUCACAAAGAGCUGCUGCUGGCGCUCUGCAGCCGCGUCAGACUGACACUGACGGUGAAGAGCUGUGAGGAGAGCGCUGAUGCUCUCUGGAGUUUGGACCGUGCGAUGCAGUCUCUGAAGAACACUGCCACAAACACGCUGGACGGGCUGUCGGAGGUGUUCACGGAGAUGAGGGCUCAGCUGUACCUGUACGCCGGGACGCUGCUGCUGAAGAUGGCGCAGGACGGGGCGCAGCAGUGGAGGGCUGUGCAGGAUUUAGCCGCUCUCUGUUAUCUUGUGGCCUAUCAGGCUCCGAGACCCAAAGCCAAGAGUUUGAAAAGUGAGCACGCGUCCCAUGAGCCUUUGGAGCUGCUGGCCUCGGACCGCCAGAGUCAGGCGGGUCACAUGCUGUUGAAUCUGAGCCAGGACGUGGAGCAGCUGCUGAAGGACGUGGUGGAGGCGUUUGGGAACCGGAGAGCGCCGAGCUCUCUGUUCGACAUGCUCUUCGGCACACAGACCCACGAGCGGCUCUCCUUCAUCUACAACGACGAGAUGCAUGUGGUCGGCGCACACGCGCCCAGCGCCGCAGAUCUGGCCAAGUGGGACAGCGGUGCAGUGCUGCUGCACGCGGGCGAUCUUCAGCACCUGGCGUGGCUCGGCCUGCAGUGGGCGCUGAUGGAGCAGAGCGUCAGCCUGCAGCACUGGCUCAAGCAGCUCUUCCCUCGACUCACGCUCGAGACCUCCAAACUGGACACCAACGCACCCGAGUCCAUCUGCCUGCUCGACCUGGAGGUGUUCUUGUGUGGCGUUGUGUUCAGCAGUCAGACGCAGCUGCAGGAGACGGCGCGGAUGGCCUCGUGCUCCUCGCCGCAUCAGCCCCGGUGUUUGCCUCUGAACAUCAUGAAGCUCCUGUCCUCCUCCAAGCAGCGUGAGUGGUGGGACGCCGUCUACAGCCUGAUCCACAAGAGAGCGCCGCCGGGGACGUCGGCUAAACUGCGGCUGCUGGUUCAGCACGGUCUUGGCACGCUGCGCGCCGGUGAGAAACACGGCCUUCAGCCGGCGCUGCUCAUCCACUGGGCUCAACAUCUCACUGACGUGAGUGAACGGGUGAACUCUUACUAUGACCAGAAGGAGUAUGCAGGCCGCAGUGUGCACUACUGGAAAGUUGUGCUUCCCUUGCUUGAGAAAAUCCGAAGCAAACGCAGCAUUCCUGAACCUCUGGAGCCGAUGUUCAUGCACUUUCGCAGUAAAGACAUACAGCCUUCUCAAGUGCGAGUAUAUGAGGAAGAGGCCGCCAUAAGCUUUGCCACACUGCUUGACAUCGAGGGCAACACCGAUGAGGCCAUCGCAAAGCUGGAGAAGCUCAACAGCAUCUUGUCUAACUGGCAUCUUGCAAAGAUCUAUCAGAGGCUGUCGGAGGAGAUGGGAAACGGGCUGGAGGAGACGCAGGGCAGGUGCACCAACUUCCUCCUGCAGUUCAGGAAAUACCUGACAAAGAUUUAUCAGGCCAGUCCAGAGGACAUGGACAAGUUACCUGUAUCUAUGGAGGAUGUGAUGGAUUUGCUGAAUGAGGUCAACCAGCAGCUUGCAGAUGAUGGCGAGCGGGAUGAAGAUCAGGUGGACUAUCCGCUGACGUCCAGCCCCGGUCAGCCCACAGAGCCGCAUGUGAAAUUCUCCACUCCGUCCCCAUCCAAAAGUGUCACGUCUCCAUCCAAAAGAUCCGUGUUCUCGCCCAAAACGCCUCCUCACUGGGCCGAGGACCAUAAGUCCCUCUUGCAGAUGUUGUGCCAGCAGGUCGAGUCCUUGAAGAAUGAGGUUCAUGACCUGCGCCAUAAUUCCUCUGAUGGUACACCAUCCUCAUAUAGGAUGUAUCGAGAUAAUUAUACUGCAGAAGGACUUCAGGAAGCAUUUCCUGGAGCACAGGCAUUCCAUGGUGUUCCUCUUACCGUUGCCACUACAGGUCCCUCUGUGUACUACAACCAGUCUCCAGCAUAUAAUUCACAGUAUCUUCUACGCACUGCUGCAAAUGUUACACCAACAAAGGGCCCAGUAUACGGGAUGAAUCGUCUUCCUCCACAGCAGCAUAUGUAUGCCUACCAACAAUCAACACACACCCCACCUCUUCAGUCAACUCCCGCAUGCAUAUAUCCUCAAGAGCAGGUCUUUGGUGCUCCCAUCCGGUUUGAGUCACCAGCUACAUCCUUACUCUCCCCAUACAGUGAAGAGUAUUAUGGUCACAAUGUUCCUCAACCUACAGUCAAUCCAACAUUGCCAGAGCCUGGGUAUUUCACUAAGCCAUGUGUCGUUACACCCACGCAGCCAUCCAGGAGCAGUGAAAGCAAGCCUGUUGAUCCCAAGAUGAGUUUUGGGUCGCAGUUCACAGGUGAACCUCCUAAGGUUCCAAACUUUGGGGGUGUUGCCGUUGCCCCGUCAACAUCAGCAACAACUGCAUUCAAGUUCAACUCCAAUUUCAAGUCCAAUGAUGGUGAUUUCACCUUUUCCUCUGCUCAGAUGAAAAAUAGUGAAAGCCUCUUGGGACUUCUGACAUCAGAUAUUCCUCCCAAAGUAGAGGGACCAUCAGAACCGAAACAUCAGACCCAAGACCAGCCGCCUAGUCAGAGUGGAGUCUUUACUUUUGGGAGUAAAAUUACCACAGGAUUUUCAUUCACUGAUGCUGCUCAGAGCAAAAUGAGUGUUUUUGGCAACACUGACCAAAGAUUUAGCUUUGCAAGUGGAACCAAACCAGUAUUGGGAAAUCUAGAGGCUCGGGAAGAGAAAAAUGGGGAAAGUGAUAAUGAUAGCACCCAUGUGGAGGAGGACGAGGAUGGCCCUCAUUUUGAGCCCAUUGUGCCUCUUCCUGAUAAGGUUGAUGUGAAAACUGGUGAGGAGGAGGAAGAAGAAAUGUUCUGCAAGAGAGCAAAACUCUUCCGGUUUGACUCUGAGACUAAAGAAUGGAAAGAGAGAGGCAUUGGAAGUAUCAAAAUUCUAAAACACAGGACAUCUGGGAAAGUUCGUCUGUUGAUGAGGAGGGAACAGGUUCUCAAAAUCUGUGCUAAUCACUAUAUCACUGCAGAUAUGGCCCUCAAACCAAAUGCUGGAUCUGACAAGUCCUGGGUGUGGUAUGCAAUGGACUAUGCAGAUGAAAUGCCGAAGACUGAGCAGUUGGCCAUUCGUUUUAAAACUGCGGACGAGGCUGCACUGUUUAAAGUCAAAUUUGAGGAGGCUCAAAAAUUCCUUCAGGAGUCCCCACAAGGCCAACAGUUGGAAAAGAAAUGUGAAACUCCAAAGCCUCAGGUUUCCUCCAAAGAAGUGGAUCUUAAAACACUGUUUUCCAAGAAGGAGGGUGAAUGGGACUGCAAUGUGUGCUGUGUACGAAACGCUCCCACAUCUGUGGUUUGCGUUGCCUGCAACAGUGCAGCUCCUUCCACAGCAAAGGACAAACCUGUAGAGUCCCCACUCUUCCAACAGUUGGAAAAGAAACGUGAAACUCCAAAGCCUCAGGUUUCCUCCAAAGAAGUGGAUCUUAAAACACUGUUUUCCAAGAAGGAGGGUGAAUGGGACUGCAAUGUGUGCUGUGUACGAAAUGCCCCCACAUCUGUGGUAUGCGUUGCCUGCAACAGUGCAGCUCCUUCUACAGCAAAGGACAAACCUGUAGAGCAACUCAAAGGCUCUGUGCCUGCGGCUCCUCCUGCCAAAUUGUUUUCUUUUGGUCUCUCUGGAGAUUCUGAAAAGAAUACUGUCAGCACUGAUGUCAGCUCAAAGGGCUUAGCAUUUGGGUCUCAAAUACCAGUUUCUUUUCAAUUUGGAUCAAAUGAUGCUACAGUAACAUCUGUUGGCCUUGCAGCUCAGGCUGAUAAGAAAACUAUUCAGACUGAUGCACCACAACCUGCGAAAGUGUCAGCAGCUCCAUCAUUCUCCUUUGGCUCUGGAUUUGGCUCUCAAUUUGCCAAGAAAGAGGGUCAGUGGGACUGUGACUCCUGCUUUGUAAGGAAUGAUGCUUCAGCAACUGAAUGUGUUUCUUGCAAAGCCCCCUGCAGCACUGGGUUAGCUGCCAUGUUUGGUAAAAAGGCAGGACAGUGGGAUUGUGACACUUGCCUGGUAAGAAAUGAAGGUACAUCUAGCCACUGUGUCUCUUGUCAGGCAGCAAACCCAAAUAUGAAAGGCAAGACCUCUACUGCACAAUCAAGUUCCUCUUUUAACUUCAGUUUUGGUAGUUCUAGCAAGCAACCUGCUGCAACAGGAUUUACAGCCAAUUUCAAUCCAGGUCCUGCUUUUCAGUUUGGUACAAGUAAGGAUAAAACAUCCUCAGAAAGUUUCAAGUUUGAGUCCUCUACAACUCAGGCUGAUAAGUCAUCAAGCAGUUCUAAUUUUUCAUUCUCCAUGCCAGUGCCUGCUGGUGGUUUCAAGUUUGGCAUUGUAGAAUCUGAGGCAAAAGCAUCAGAUGGACAGUCACAAAAUGGAUCUGCAUCUGACCUCCUCAAAAAUAUUGCCGAGCUUCACAGAGAGAAGGAAAAAGAGUCAAUUCCAAGUUCCUCAGAUGAGCCUGUAGACUCUGGUAGUCACGAUAACAAUCCCCUCAUUACCGGUAAGCCUAACACCUUUAGUUUUGCAGACUUGGCAAAGUCCUCACAAGGUAGUUUUCAAUUUGGCCAGAAGGAUAUUGUUGAACUUCAGAGAGAGAAGGAAAAAGAUGCAACCCCAAGUUCCUCAGAUGAGCCUGUAGACUCUGGUAGUCACGAUAAUAAUCCCCUCAUUACCGGUAAGCCUAACACUUUUAGUUUUGCAGACUUGGCAAAGUCCUCACAAGGUAGUUUUCAGUUCGCACAGGAGGAUCCUACUUUUAAAGGCUUUGCAGGGGCUGGCGCACAGCUCUUUACAGGAAUUAAUUCCAGCUCCAAAGCAGACACCUCUGUUGAUCAAGAUGAUGAAAUGUACAAAACAGAGGAGAAUGACGAUAUUCAGUUUGAGCCAGUUGUUCAGAUGCCUGAGAAGGUUGACCUUGUUACAGGGGAAGAAGAUGAGAAAAUCUUGUAUUCACAGCGUGUUAAACUCUUCAGAUUUGAUACAGAAACAAGCCAAUGGAAAGAAAGAGGAGUUGGCAACCUUAAACUGCUCAAAAAUAAUAAGAAUGGGAGACUUCGAGUUCUUAUGAGGAGAGAGCAGGUGUUGAAGGUAUGUGCUAAUCAUUGGAUCACAACCACAAUGAAUUUAAAGCCCCUUUCUGGGUCAGACCGAGCCUGGAUGUGGAUGGCCAAUGACUUUUCAGAAGGAGAUGCCAAAUUAGAACAGCUUGCGGCAAAAUUCAAAACACCAGAGCUUGCAGAAGAGUUCAAGCAAAAAUUCGAGGAGUUUCAGCGGCUGCUAUUGGAUAUUCCUUUACAGACCCCUCACAAGCUUGUGAAUACUGGCAGAACAGCCCAACUUAUACAGAAAGCUGAAGAAAUGAAAUCUGGUCUUAAAGACCUCAAAUCAUUCUUGACUUACCAAAGCAAGGAGGAUGAAAAUAGUGUUGCAGGGAACAGUACCUCUACAGUCAUAGUCAAGCUCGACUCUGAAAACACUAGUACUGCUUUAGAAUGGGAUAAUUAUGAUUUGCAAGAGGAAGCCCUCAAGAACUAUGCUAAUUCCUCUCUGUGCGAUGCCUCUUCACAGCCUGAUUCAGUAGCAAAAAGUUUGUUCCGUUUUGGCGAAUCGUCCACAGGCUUUAGUUUCAGUUUUCAGCCUAUUCUCAGUCCCUCCAAGUCUCCGUCUAAGUUAAAUCAGAGCCAGGCUUCUGUUGGCACAGAUGAUGAACAAGAAGCAUCGCAAGAGGAAGAGCGAGAUGGUCAGUACUUUGAGCCUGUUGUGCCAUUGCCUGAUCUUAUCGAGGUCUCAACGGGGGAAGAGAACGAGCAAGUCAUUUUCAGUCACAGGGCCAAACUAUACCGCUAUGAUAAAGAACUUAGUCAGUGGAAGGAACGAGGUAUAGGAGACCUUAAAAUACUACAAAACUAUGAAACAAAGCGUGUCAGACUUGUUAUGAGGCGGGACCAGGUCCUCAAACUGUGUGCAAACCAUUGGAUUGCUUCAAAUAUGAAGCUUGAGCCCAUGAAAGGAGCUGAGAAAGCAUGGAUCUGGAGUGCCUUCGAUUUUGCCGAAGGGCAGGGCAAGGUUGAACAGUUGGCUGUACGAUUCAAACUUCAGGAAACGGCAAGUACUUUCAAAGAGGUCUUCGAAGAGGCAAAGACUGCCCAGGAAAAAGACACUCUUCUCACCCCGCUUUCCGCAAGAGUACCUGCUUUCACCCAAGAGGCACUUUGUGGUAAGGCCGCAGUUGUUGUACUGGAGGAAACCACAAAAGAACGUACUGGACUUCCUGAGGUCGAAAGCAGUCCUAAACAGGAUGGGACACCUGGGGCAGAGCUUGGCGCUCAAAUCACCAAGAAUGUGGUCUCCCCUCCCAAGUUUGUCUUUGGGUCAGACUCUGUGCAGAAGAUCUUUGGGAGCCCUGUGUCAUCAAAAGAGAAAUCUCCUGUUAUGAUUCCCAGUCCAAAAGAUGAGGAAACGAGUGCCUCAAGACUGAAAACCUCUGGACAGGCAGUGACCAGUCAGCCAUCCAUUGGGACUUCUUUCAGCAUUCCAACAAAAAGUUUGGAUUUUAGGCUUUUCAAAAAUAAUCCAAUGGCAUUUUGGAGCUGCACAUCAGCCACCCAGUUUGAAGCCCAAGUUUCGCCUCGGUCAGAACAGAAGAGCACUGAAGACGUGUGCGAUGAUGAUGUUGAGAUUAUAUUUGAGCGAAAGCCAACAAGAGAGCAAGCAGAACUGGCCGCUCGACUGAUGCUUCCUCCUACGUUCUUCUGUUACAAAAAUGACCCAGGAUAUGUCAGCGAUGAUGACAAUGAUGAUGAAGAUUUUGAAACCGCAGUAAGAAAUCUGAAAGGAAAGCUGUAUCCGGACGGAGCCGAUGGGGCAUUGGAUCAUGACUCUGAGUGCACACUAGUGUGGGAGAAGAAGCCGACUGCAGCCGAGGAGCAGAGAGCCCGACGCCUGCAGCUGCCGCCCACCUUCCUGUGCGGCGUCAGCAGCGACUCCGAGGCCGAGGCCGAUCGGACGGACGACUUCAGCUCCGAGCUCCAGAAACUACAGCUCGCACAGGUGAAGCCGAAGCCUUCCCAUGAUGCUGCAGCAGAAGAGCCUCCCGCGGACGGCAGCCGGCCCAUUGACCUCUCCACAAAGAGGAGCAGCGAGACCGACUCCAGCUCCACCGCAGCAGGUCUUCCUUUUACAUUUGCAUCUGCGAGUGCAUUCUCAUUUGCAGACUUGGCAAAGACUUCAGGAGAAUUUGCUUUUGGCAAAAAGGAUGCUAAUUUUUCAUGGUCAAACGCCGGAGCCACAGUCUUUGGAAGUGCACCAACACGAAAUGAAGGAGAGGAAACGCACAAUGAAGGAGAAGAGGAGGGCAGUGAUGACGAAUCGCCCCGUAAUGAGGAGAUCCACUUUGAGCCGAUCGUGUCCUUGCCAGAGGUGGAGGUGAAGUCUGGUGAGGAGGACGAGGAGAUCCUGUUCAAAGAAAGGACCAAACUCUACCGCUGGGACCGCGAGAUCAACCAGUGGAAGGAGCGUGGCGUGGGAGACAUCAAGAUCCUCUUCCACCCCGUCAAGAAGUGCUACCGUGUGCUGAUGAGGCGCGAGCAGGUGCUGAAAGUCUGUGCCAACCACACCAUCAGCAAGAGCAUUGAGCUCAAGCCCAUGAACACCUCGGCCAACGCGCUGGUGUGGACCGCCACCGACUACUCAGAGGGAGACGGGAAGGUCGAGCAGCUCGCGGCCAAGUUCAAGACUCCAGAGCUGGCCGAGUCCUUCAGACGAGCGUUCGUCGACUGCCAGAGCCUCAUGUCGCGGGCUGACUGCGCUCAGAUGUCUAUGGCCGAGGCGCUUUCACAAGACACCAACCCUGUGGUGUACUUCGAUAUGGGGGUCGAUGGCGAGCCUGCUGGGAGAAUCGUCAUGGAGCUGUUCGCUCACAUCGUUCCCAAAACGGCAGAGAACUUCCGGGCUCUGUGCACGGGCGAGAAGGGCUUCGGUUUCCACAGCUCCGUCUUCCACAGGAUCAUCCCUGACUUCAUGUGUCAGGGCGGCGAUAUCACCAACGGGGACGGGACUGGAGGAAAAUCCAUCUACGGAGGGAAGUUUGAGGACGAGAACUUUGACGUGAGGCACACGGGCCCGGGCCUGCUGUCCAUGGCCAACCGCGGCAGAGACACCAACAGCUCGCAGUUCUUCAUCACCCUCAAGAAAGCAGAGCACUUGGACUUCAAGCACGUGGCUUUCGGCUUUGUCAAAGAUGGCAUGGAUGUGGUGAAGAGAAUAGCAGAGCUGGGCACUAAGGACGGUAAACCCACUAAAACCAUAACCAUCACAGACUGUGGACAGCUCUAAACUUUUCUACGUUUGGCAAACUACUGUUCAUCAUGUCUGAGAUCAUGUUUCCUGUUGUAUAAAUGUGAGAUCUUGUAUAUGCGGUGGUUUUAUUUUUGUCCUGUUUGUUAAUAAAUUAGUUGACAAUAAAAUGUAUGCUUUGCAAAAAAAUAAUUUACUUUUACUAUGAAAACUUGUUUAUCCCAGAGUUACCUCAGUGUGGGUUGAGUUUACAAGGACUUUUUCAAGGUUGACUUUCUUUGUUAUAAGUCUGUAUUUUGUCUAUUUCAGCAUAUUUCACACCAGCAGUGUUUCAGAUAAAGCUGAAACACAGUUUUGCUGUACUGCCUCUGUCCAACAUGAGCUCCCACAAAAACAGCAGUGACGCUUUAUAUUUUUAGUCUCCUGAACACAAAAUAAAGUUGUUUCACUAUU
This is a messenger RNA of Ctenopharyngodon idella (grass carp), 9929 nucleotides long. It is a transcript of the gene ranbp2, whose product is annotated as RAN binding protein 2. Gene Ontology annotation, molecular function: peptidyl-prolyl cis-trans isomerase activity; GTPase activator activity; protein binding. The coding region runs from base 432 to 9515 and encodes 3027 amino acids. NCBI's taxonomy places the organism in Eukaryota, Metazoa, Chordata, Actinopteri, Cypriniformes, Xenocyprididae. The transcript is spliced from 30 exons. The record is from RefSeq and is a predicted model, not a curated record. Gene Ontology annotation, biological process: protein peptidyl-prolyl isomerization; NLS-bearing protein import into nucleus; protein folding. Gene Ontology annotation, cellular component: cytoplasm; nuclear pore.